GGAUAAGCGGAGGAAAAUGGAUGGAUGGAUGGAUGUUUAGCUAACACGUUUACUUCACACUCACUAACUAGUUUACAUGUACUCUCAAUCACGGCACGUAUUCAUGCUCAUAUUUGAUUUUUUAAACCAAGCAACUGCAGAGCUACUCCCUGAGGUACAAGUACACCCUGUUUGUAAUCGCUAAUAUAGAAUACAGUCUUUUUUUUAUUUACUGCAUGUAAACUCUUCCAAGUCAGCUUUGACUUUCUAUUCUACAACCUUCAAAUGGAGCUUUGUGAAGAAAUACAGAAUAUUCCACAUAUGUAUUUAAAGCUUUGUCAAAUUAAACACUUGAUUUUUGAAUUCCACAGUGCCAGAGACUUAAAUUUCCUCAUUUUGCAAGCGCUGUGCACUGCUGGAAACUUCUCACUGCAGCCAUUAAUUAAAUUGUUAACUUUUAUUUCAGAGACAUGAGCAUGCAUACAAACCACAUCGUAACGAGAUGGGAUACAGCUCUGCCGGGAUCAUGAAUUACUCUGCUGUUGAAUGAAGAAUUGGUAAUACUGGACCAGUGAAACCUCCAUCCUCUGUCCACUAACCAUGGGCAGUGCAGAGGAAAUGCACGGGUGGACAGUAAAAAUGAGCAUGCCGAGUGUUUUGGCCAUCGUUAUGGUCUUUUCUAUGAUUCCUGGCGGGGUGCUGAGCGAUAUGAGAGGUACUCAGGGUCUGGAAGCCCAACAAUUGGCCCAAGGGUCCACUCAUCUGCACCGUCGCCUGAAGAGAGGCUGGAUCUGGAAACAGCUGUUUGUCCCCGAGGAAGAUCCCACUCCUCGCGUUAUUGGCCAGCUCAAAUCCGACUAUGACCGAGGUGAAUAUUCCAUCAAGUACAUAUUAUCAGGAGAAGGGGCCGGAGAUGCGUUUGAGAUGGAUGAGUAUUCUGGUGAGAUCCGGACACUGAAGAAGCUCGAUCGAGAGGAAAAGGCCUUCUACGUCCUUCAAGCCCAGGCUAUCAACAGGAGGUCCAAUGAACCAGAGGAACCCGAGUCAGAGUUCAUCAUCAAGGUGCAGGACAUCAAUGACAAUGUCCCGCAGUUCCAGAACGAACCGUAUGUGUCCAGCAUCCCUGAGAUGUGUCCAACCGGGACCACAGUGGCCCAGGUGACAGCCACAGAUGCUGAUGAUCCCAUGUUUGGAAACAACGCUAAGCUCAUCUACUCCAUCCUGCAGGGGGAGCCCUACUUCUCUGUGGAGCCAAAGACGGGGAUUGUUGUAACGUCAUGGCAAAACAUGGACCGCGAGGCCAGAGAGCAGUACCUGGUGGUGGUGCAGGUGAAGGAUAUGCUCGGUCUCAGCGGCGGUUACUCCUCCUCCACCACCGUCACCGUCAGCCUGACUGAUGUCAACGACAACGGACCCACUUUCCAGCAUCACCUGUAUGCCUUUGCCGUCCCUGAAAAUGCAGCAGUGGGCACCACAGUGGGCAGGAUUAUGGCACAGGAUGGAGACACUGGCAUCAAUGCCAGGAUGACCUACAGUCUGGAGGAUGACCUGGAGGAAAGCUCCACUUUUAUCAUCAAAACAGAUCCAGUGACGCAGGAGGGAGUGGUUCUGCUAGCCAAGCCUUUGGACUAUGAAACCAAAAGACGUUUUGUCAUGGCCGCAGAGGCGGUCAAUGAUCAGGUGGACACUCGUUUUCUGACUCUAGAGGAGUUCAGGGACCGGACAACGCUCAAGAUUGUCGUGGAGGACGUGGAUGAGCCGCCUGUCUUCCUCUCAGUGGCCUACGAGUGGAAAAUCCCUGAAAAUGCAGCUGUAGGAACUGCGGUUGGCAGUGUUAGUGCCAGAGACACUGACACAGUCAACAAUCCCAUCAGAUAUUCGAUUGACAAAAGGAGUGAUAACACAAAAGCUUUCAAAAUAGACCCAAACAAUGGAACUAUAACUGUCGCUAAAGCUUUGGACCGGGAGACUACAAACUGGUACAAUGUGACUGUUGAAGCCAAGGAAACAACGCUGAACCAUUUAUCCUCCUCCGUGGUGGUGUUCAUCAAAGUGCUGGACAUAAAUGACAAUGUGCCAAGGCUGGCGAGAGAUUACCAGCCAUUUAUCUGUGAGGGAACACAGGCGGGAGAACUCAUUCAGCUGCUCAGUGCUGUCGACCUGGACGACCCUGUGGAGGGACACCACUUCUACUUCUCCAUGGUCUCUGAGAAGCACAUCAAUCCAAACUUCACUAUCAGAGACAAUCAAGACAACACAGCCAGCAUCGUGGCACGAAGGAGCACUUUUACACGCAAGGAUCGAACCCAGUACCUCCUGCCCGUUGUGGUGACAGACAGCGGCUCUCCAGCUCUCUCCAGCACCAGCACUUUGACCAUCAGUGUAUGCAGCUGCCAGCCUGCCGGCCAUUGUCCCUUAGGGGGGGUGGAGGCCCUCGCCCUGUCCAUGGGUGUCAGCCUGCAAACCUUGUUAGGGCUAGUGGUCUGCCUCGUCACACUCGGCGUGCUGUCAGUCCUAAUGCUCAUGGUGAGGAGGCACAGGCGUAAGCAGCAGGAGGGAUUGGAGGUGGAGGUGAUGGAUCUGGAGCUGCCUGAGACGGUGUCGCAGAAGGUGCUGUACUACGGAGAACCGGGGGGUGGGGGAGCAGACCUGGGCUUCUGCCAGCCUGUUGUCCCGCUGCGACACCACCCGAGGAGGAGGGAGAGGAGGCUGCGGAGGGAGGAUGUCAGGGCAAGCAUACGGAUGUCUCUCAGAGAAUCCCACCUCAUCGGGCCGGACGACGAGGUCUUCCGGCAGUUUAUUCUGGACAGGCUGGCAGAGGCGGAUCAGGAUCCUUACGUUCCCCCAUUCGACUGCUUCAGAACCUAUGCAUACGAGGGGUCGGGGUCUCCCACAGGAUCCCUGAGCUCACUGGAGUCAUCCGCUUUGGAGCUUGAACAUGAGCAACCUGUUUGUAAUCCCAGACCCUUCAUGGUUAAACUCACCCCGUGGUAUGGUGGAGGAGAGGAAGACACCAUCUUCUGAGGUGCUCUUCUUCUUCUCCUUUAAUGGCUGUUUAUCUAAUCUCACCUAUAUAUUACCAUAAUAUCACCUCUAGGCGUUGCACUUGACUCAGCAGCCGCUCCCUAAGAUGAACAUAAUGAGACAGAGCGAGUCCAUGAGGCCUUUUUGCCUUGUUUGUGUUUUUCUGCUCACCUCUUUCGUCGGCUUUAAAUUCAUAAUGUUGCCACAUUGGCACGUUUUUAGUUUUAUUUGAGACUAACGCUGCCAGGUCUCGUCUCAGCACCCCCCAAAAACACACACAUUUACUACUGAACAAACACGACGUGCGACUCUUUCCGCCUCCCACCUCUACAGACAUCUGAUCCCCUUCAUGUUGCCAGCCUUGGCUCGGCAGAGGCUCCAUUAGUGUUAUGUUAUGUUAAUUGAGUUGUCAUAUUACUUAUUACUAACGCAAUACAAGCUGUAUUUAGCGCCUGUGAUGCCGUCGGCACAGGUUGCUGAUGUCGGCUUUUAAUUUUCCAGAACGUGUCAUAUCGGUUCAGCCGGUUUAGGCUUGUACACCAGACCGGACCGGAAAACGUACCCAACUAUAUGAUGGACCGGUUCAGUGCAUUUAAAAUGAGCACCCAUCAGUGACACGAAGUUCUACUUGAAGGAACGUUUCAACAAUUUGGUAAAUAUGGUUGUUCUCUUUCUUACCCAUAGUUAGAGGGGACGAUACCACUCUUAUGUAGGCACGGUAAAUAUAAUGCUAUAGCAUCCUGUUAGCUUAGCAUUAAGACUGGAGACAGAGUGACAGUCUUACAGUUAGCCCGACUCUUCCUUUGGAAGAUUGAGAGGUGUUGGUCUGCGAUUUUCUUUCUUUCUUCUGUCUAGCUGCUGGCUGUAGCUCCAUAUUUAUCAUACAGACAUGAGAUUGGUAUCUCAUUCUCAAACUACUCUGAGCAACUCUGUGUAUUUGACAAAAUGUUGAGCAUUUUCUUUGAAGGUAAAAUCAAUCCACAAUAGUAAUAAUUUCACGUAUGCUUGGCAUAUUUGGACCCGUUUUUGUUUGCUCUAUUUUUUUUGUGUUCUUCCUGACAAGCGACCUUUUAUGGUUGUGCAAAUAUUGGCUGCGUGGGUUUAGCAUGACCUGACAACAUGUUGAGGGUACAAGCGUGUUAUUUACUCUCCAGAAACUCCAGAUUGCAUCCCCGGUUCCACCAAAAGUGAAUGUUUGUGUUGUCCAACCAUAACCAUGUUCCUUUCCCAAGUUGAAGACACAGUAUUAUCACAGUAUGAAGUUGUUACGGUGACUGCGUUACCACACAUCCAGUUGAAACAGAUGUGUAAGAAUAUAGGAAAUCAUUUUAAGUCAGAGUCCAAUAUUGGCUCUCCUUCUAGCUCUGUUUUGUUCUUCACCAGCCCCUGAGAAAAGUUACAUGGCUUCUUAGCUGGAAGCUGCAUCACUAUGUUAAGCUUGUCUGUCUGUUGUGUUGCACUGGGCGCACAUAGGGUUUACUACAAUUCUAUCCUGAAAACAGCUUCCUGCUGCAGCUGAAAAUAAAACUCUGUUGAGAGCUGUCUUUGUUGGCUGGAAAACCAAAACAAUUAGUUUAAAAAGGCUAAAGCACUCCUCAAGACAAGGGGAAAUGCAAAGGUGGUGACAAGUCUUUGUUGGUUCAUCACUACGAGAGGCCGCUUAACAUUGCACAUUGUCAUUUGAUCCAUUCUUGAUUAUUGCAGCCUUUACCAAGUACUUCUUGACUUAAUUUAAGCAAACUUUAAUCAAAAGGUGGAUCGUUUCUAAUCAGUAACAUGGGGUUGAUCUUUAGGGCAUUGACGAACAACCUAUUGUGUUGUUUAAGUACUUGUUGCAUGUACAGCAGUGCCAAUAGCCUAUGAUGAGAUCCACCCAUGAGACAUGAUACUCCUCUACUGUACACUAUUUUCUUGCUACCCUCACUCUGACAAUUCAUCACUAUAGUGAGUGCACAGAUUAGUCUACGCCCAGUCGUUGAGUCACAAGCUGGUAUUAAGUCACUUUGGCAGAUAUAUGUACCUCACAAUCUGAAAUACAACUAGAAAAACCAUCUUAGAAGAAAGUGGAUACACCAAAAAGGUAGAUUAGACCACAAUGAGCUGGGUGAGAGUACAAUAUGCAAGGGGGGGUUCCCAAAGAGUGCAAUAAUGUGAUUCAUGCUUCAAUUAUUGGUUAUUAAAGUGUGAUAUUAUUACCCUCAUUGUAUAACACAUACAGUAUUACUGACCUGUGAAAUGUACAAUUCUGAUACUAUUUGUAAUAUUAUUAACUUUUUUAUCAUGUUUUAUAUUUUGUAUUUUUGCUCAGAACAGUUUGUACUGUACAGUGUUUGUAUUUUACAUUAUGAAAUUAUAUAAAUUAAUGCAUACCUCAAAUGUAUGGCAACAUAUUUUAUUCAAUAGAGAUUUUGUUUCCUGAUUAGCCUUUUUUUGCACAGAAAUUAGAGUUCACAUACAGAAGGGGGUUUCCAUUAAAUAUGGACUCUUUAACAUGUAUAAUGCUGUAUGAUAUGACUUUCUGCUUUUUGUUGAGUCACGAGAGAGCAGAUCACAGGACUCAUGUAAGCCAAUCAGUAGCGGAGAGACAUCGCAUGAGUGACUGGCAGCAAAACUCCAGCAAAGUAAGACUGAGAGAAGAGAAAAAGGCUUCAUUUGAAAUGUAUAGAGAGAGUGAAACUUGAGAAACACAACAGCUGUAGCGCUGUGAAAAAUAUAAUGUAUACAGCGCCUGGCUCUCUUCUUUCUUCUUGGCCAUUUACAGUAUUAUUGGCAAACACGAUCGCGUCUGUUGUGUGGGUGGCCGCUCGCAGGGUGACUUGAGGUAAUUGCAUGGGGCUCAGGUCCAGCCCCCUUCACCUUCUCGUCCCACUAAUUGGGCUGUUUGCUGUCCACAAAGGUCGACUUUUAGACCAGAGAGAAUGUAGUUCUCACUGGAGGAAAAAGUCAACACAAAUAUAUUUACACACCUAUUUGGAAAGUAGUUGGAAAAGCCUCGAGGUAAGAGACAAUAUGAGGGAAACUACUAAUUGCUUGAAUCUGUUCAGCUUUUCCUUUGCUGCCGUGGUUACUUGUAUGAUAGGUGUGCCACUCAGCGGGACAUUUUCCAGACAUCAGUGCAACUCAAAGUGAGCUUCAAAUAGCUUUCACUGUUGGAAACAAUCUGUCCGGCCAGUUCUUUUUAGAAUAAAUCAUCGGCUCACGGUGGUUUCUAAAGACACAGAUGCUCUCAAAAAAAAAGGUCUUUUUAAAGUUCUUUCAAACCAAUCUUCACAGUCCAACAUGGAGGGUAUUGAAUUUGCCCACAAAUGCUCCGUUAUAAUUCCCUUUUCAAAAAGUACCUUAAUGUCAAAAGUCAUUCAGCUGCUGGUGUCAUUUAACCUUCUGAAUUUCUGUCAUUACCCACGGUGAAUGUCACGGGUAAUUUAACCUAACAGCUCCUUUCUUUGUGUAAUUAUACCCAUUACAGCAAUGCGAAGGAUUUCGCUCCGUCAACUGUCUCUGUCCUCUGAACGGGUUAUAGAUUCAGCUCUUCUUUUCAAACCCAGUGCCAAACUCAUCACAAAGCACCACAAUGCUCACUGGAGGGUCUUUGAGGGGGGACUCUCAUU
Anarrhichthys ocellatus (wolf-eel) is the source of this 6611-nucleotide messenger RNA. It is a transcript of the gene cdh19, whose product is annotated as cadherin 19, type 2. The transcript is spliced from 11 exons. The record is from RefSeq and is a predicted model, not a curated record. Gene Ontology annotation, molecular function: beta-catenin binding; cadherin binding; calcium ion binding. Gene Ontology annotation, cellular component: catenin complex; adherens junction; plasma membrane. NCBI's taxonomy places the organism in Eukaryota, Metazoa, Chordata, Actinopteri, Perciformes, Anarhichadidae. Bases 580 to 3003 code for a protein of 807 amino acids. Gene Ontology annotation, biological process: adherens junction organization; multicellular organism development; calcium-dependent cell-cell adhesion.